AAUGGCGGUAUGAAAGGAAAACUGUUGCAGUGACAUUUUAUUUGUAGAGCAUUUCGCGAUAACCAGUGGAAGUAUGGAGAGCUUCAGACAUGUAUUCCAGCGCCUUUGUAAAGAAAGUCACAUUGAACCCCAGGAUUGUGUUUUAACCCAAUUAAAAAGUUUUGAAGGCGGGAAAGGAAAACAUGUGUUAGAUCUGUCAACAAACAGUUUAUCAGCUAAAACAUGCCACGCCCUUGGGAAAACAAUUGCCACAGACAAAAAUUUCAGAGAAAUCAAGUUUGCUGAUUGUAUGCUUAGUGAAGAUGGUGUAAAAGGAUUAGCUUAUGGAUUUUCCACAAACAACUACUGUAAAAAACUUGACAUGAAGGGAAACAACAUCCGUGGAACAGGUGUGGACUUCCUUGGAAAGAUGCUGCGUCACAACCACACCCUCCUUAGCUUGUGUCUGGAAUGGAAUGCCUUGGGGAUGCUGGACAACUCCUUUGCUCUGUUUUGUGAGGGAGUAGGUUCCAAUGAUAGUCUCCAGGCUCUAGACAUCAGGAACAACCAGAUCAAUCAUGACGGAGCCAUAGAGCUUGCUGCAGGGCUCAAGAGGAACAGCACGCUAAGAUCUCUGGACUUACGAUGGAACAAUGUUGGGCUGUUGGGAGGCCGUGCUUUACUAGAAAUGUUACAAACUAAUAAAACCCUGUGUAGAAUGGAGCUAGCUGGCAACAACAUCCCUGUAGAUAUCUUAAAGUCUAUUGAAACAGCCAUAAGUCAGAACGAGGACCGUGCUUUAGUAACAGGAGAAUACAGUAAAAAGAUCACAAUGAUGUCCAAGCAUAUGAAACAAAUGGAACAUGACAAGUCAUUACAGAUGAAUGACCUCAUGGAUACUAUAGACAAACAAGAAGAGCUGCUACGCCGAUCCAAAAGGUCUUCAGCUGAUAAAAUCACCAAUCUACACGAAGCCCUGGAAGAAAGGAAAGCUUCGUUUAACUCUGUAGCUUCUAAACUUGCCAUGACAGAGUCUGAACUUGCCCUUACAGAACAGAAAUGUAAUGAUUACUCUAUGCUAAUAAGCAAACUAAAACAGGAGUUAUCAGAUAAGGUGGGUGGCCACCAGGAGGAUCUACGCAGAUACCAGGAGGAUCGUUCAGUUACUGAGGCAAAACUCUACAAGGAGGUGUCUGUGGCACAUGACAAGAAUAUCCAGUUAGAGACAAAGUUGGAGGAUGCAGAAAGGAAAUGUCGGCUACAGCAAGAUCAAAUAUUUGAGUUGAAGGAACAAAUUACACACUUAACAGCAGAAUUGAAACUGAAAGGAACACAUUUUGAUGAGCGUCUACAACAAGAACGGAUACGACAUAAGGAUGAUUUAAGAGAUGCAGAGCAGAUCAGACAAAAAGAGGUGGCAAGAGUACGACAAGAGGCUGAGGAAACAGAGAGUGCCCUGCGUGAAAGGAUUCAGAAGCUGGAGAUGACAAGACUGGCCUUAGAGGAGGAGAUCAGUAAACACAAAAACGCAAAUAUGAACAACAAACUUCACCAUGAGGAACAGCUCAGUCUCGCUAAACAGAAACUCCUAAGUGAGGAGGAUCUUCGUCAACAACAUAUGGAGGAAAAGCUGAAGCUGGAGAUGCACCUUAAAGAUGAGCUCCAAUCACGGUGUAACCAGAUGUCAGGCCAAGCAUCGGAACUACAGUCCAAAAACAGCUCGCUCACCAUGGAGCUUGAACUGAUGAAAAGGCGGGUGGAAGAGCUUCAGCAGGAGUUAUCUGAAAAGAACACGACAACACUGUCUGAAGUGGGUAAGGUAAAGAUAGACUUGAAUCAAACACUCACUAAGCUUGAUGGGGAGAGGAAAAUCCAGGCCGAACUCAGGGAGCAACUGGGGGAAGCUGACAGAAAGAUGUCAGAACAACUUCUCAGACACAGACAACUUCUGGAAGAAAAGGACUUGGAGACUGAGGAUUUGAAAAGAAGGUUAAAAUCAAGGGAGGCAGAACUCAACGGUAUACGAGAGGAAGAAAGCCAACGAGCUCAAGUGUUACAAAAUGCUAUCAUGAAUUAUGUCAACAAAGUACCAGCUCACUGAUAGGGCACUGAUAUAAAACUAGUAAACAACGUCCAGGGGACUUUCUCGGACCGGUAUCAAUUUAGUAAACAGCAUCAUGUGACCCUCAAUGACAGGAUAUUCCAAAGACCAGCUGGGAGUCAUACUCAACAUAUCUUUGACCCGACACAUUGUACAACAAAGUGUCAUGAAAUAUAGAGUACUUCACUGUGAUAUCAAAACAUGUAAAGUGGAUUGCUGAUGUGUGGGUUGAACUUUGGUCACCAGUUGAUUGUCAUAAAAAUAUGCUGUGUGUCGCGAAAGAAUGAAGUGCUUUUAGCAAGUCCAUGUGUUGCCAGACCAUUACUUUUUAUUUUUUUAGGUCAAGUUAGUAAACAACAAACAUGACCUGGAUGCAGUGCAUCAAUAAGUUUAAAUAUGAAACAAUGAAGACUGCCACUCUUUUAUCAAAGAGCUGUGAAUGUUUUGUAAUGUAUAUCAUGGUGUUAUGCUACUUGUGACUGUCUAGACCAUUCAUGUGUAGCUCUGUGCUAUAAUUGAUUAUAAAUGGACAGGUGUAUCUGUUGUCCAUUCUUGUGUAGCUUUGUGUAAAACAGCUGUGAUAUGAUAAAUUAUUUCAAUUGUAGAAUAGUUUUUAGUGUUUCGUAAUACUUGGUCAUAGUAGUAAUACAAAAUGCAUCUUUCUUAAAAAAAUAAAAUGUUCAUUGAGUAUUUUUAUUCUUUUUUUUCCCUAGUGCUUCUCUACAGCACUACAGCUCCACUUCACACUCAAGCUGGAAAAACCUUGUCUUAGGAAUUCAAACUGCAUAAUGCAUCACACAACUUGUGUAAAUUAUGCAAUUAUUUUUUUAUCUUUUCACAAAGUAUAACACUAAGACAGGUAAAUUUGAGAUAAGUUCUUCUUAUUGUUUUAAAUGUCCUAUUGAAGCAGGUCAGCAGAACCCAUAAUGAGGAUCUGCAUGCUUUUUGUGACAUCUUUAACACUGGUUACACACGUACAAUUUUUGGAAAACUGUUCAAAUUAUCAAAGCUGGUAUCUAUUGCUUCAUUAAUAUGGAAUAAGAAAAUACAAAGCCUGAUUAAUUUUGAUAUAAAGAUUUAUUACCACAGUAUAAAAUAUUCCUUUAUAAUUAUUCAUUUAAUAUCAUGAAAUAAAGACAGAUCUCAAUGAAAAUGACAAGUGUUUAAAACAGCAUUUUCUAUAGA
Messenger RNA from Ylistrum balloti, 3265 nucleotides. RefSeq names its product leucine-rich repeat-containing protein 45-like. NCBI's taxonomy places the organism in Eukaryota, Metazoa, Mollusca, Bivalvia, Pectinida, Pectinidae. Gene Ontology annotation, cellular component: centrosome. The record is from RefSeq and is a predicted model, not a curated record. The transcript has 18 exons. Gene Ontology annotation, molecular function: protein binding. Bases 74 to 2080 code for a protein of 668 amino acids.